CAAGCCGAUCAGCUGAUGUAAAAGCAACAACAUCUACGAGGUCUGAUGAAAAACAUCUCAGUUUAGUUACUUGUUGUAUGUGUGCCAGUGGAUGUUUUGUUAGUUAACGUCCGAUUUAAGUGUAUGUUGAAGUAGCGACCUAGGCGUCGUUGAUCCGACCAAUAUCCGCAGCCGGGACAGUGAACUAAAGGGAAAGGUUGCGCGUUUCUUUGUGUGUAGAUGACUGAGUAUUUGCUGAGUGAGUUUCUUAUAGCGUAUUAUAGAGCGUUGUGACGAAGGUCUCUUUAUUCGGCAACGUUGCUAUGUCGUCAUAAUGAUAAUGUGAAAAUGCAGGUCGGUUAGUAUGAGUUAACAAACUGUCAGUCAAAACAAAGAAAAACACGGAUCUGGGCAUAUUUUCCAGAACUACUGCCUUUGGUAUAUACUAGGAGAUAUUUUAGUGGCAGAGCCUUUUAGUGGACUUUUUAAAACUAUACAGUGUUUUAGAAAUAUGAGCAAAAAAACUAUAACGUGUAUAAAGUGUUCACCAUUCCCUUAUCUGCCAUGACCCUCUGUCUUCUACCUGAACUAAUUUUGCAAUCCCAGAUCUUCUCAGCAUAGCGUUGAGUCUAGUGGCCUCAAAACCAGGGGUUGUGUCCUGGCCUGUCAGGGUUAAAAUGAGUGCUCAAAGUUCAGCUGUAGAUAAAGGUAUGAACACAAUCCUUGUGUGUCAGGAGAGCUACGCCUGUGGAGGUUCUGAUGAGGCUGCAUUCGAAUGUGAUGAAUGUGGCAGCCUACAGUGUGGUCGCUGUGAACUGGAGCUCCAUCGACAGGAGCGGAUGAGGAACCACGACCGGGUUCGGAUUGCACCUGGACACAUUCCUUUUUGUGACUCCUGCAAAGGCGAUAGCAGCUGCCCUGCGGUGAGCGGCGGAAGGCUACGAGCUGUCGUUCGCUGCCAAGGUUGUAAAAUCAACCUCUGUUUGGACUGCCAGAAACGUACACACAGUGGAGUCAACAAGAAGAAGCAUCCACUUACAAGUUACCCUCCAGUCAGGGAUGCCCAGGAGAGCAUUAUGGCAGCUGGUGACUCACAGAUGGAGAUCCUGAAGGCCAAGUUGGAAAUGGUGAGAAGCUUCCUGUUGGUAGAUGAGAAGGAGGACAUGCAGGUGAAGGAUGAGAAGGACUUUGUCAGUAGACUGGGCUGUGGACCAGAUGAGCUCCUUAAGGUCGUCUCUAUCUUUGGGAACACCGGGGAGGGGAAGUCCCACACCCUGAACCAUACAUUUUUUCUUGGAAGAGAAGUUUUCAAGACAUCACCCACUCAGGAUUCUUGCACUGUGGGCGUUUGGGCAGCUAUGGACCCUGUGCACAGUGUUGUCAUCAUUGACACAGAGGGACUACUUGGGGCUGGAGUCAAUCAGGGACAGAGAACCAGACUGCUACUCAAAGUCCUGGCCAUUUCUGAUGUGAUUAUCUACAGGACUCAUGCUGAUCGUCUCCAUGAUGAUCUCUUUAAGUUUCUUGGUGAUGCAUCUGAAGCCUACCUGAAACAUUUUAGCAGAGAGCUCAAGGCAACUACCAAUCGCUGUGGCCUGGAUGUCCCUUUAUCCACUCUGGGCCCUGCCGUAAUAAUCUUUCAUGAGACUGUUCACACUAAACUGUUAGGAGCAGACAAGCCAUCAGAGUCAGCUGAGCGUUUGCUCCAGGAUCGCUUUAGAAAGUUGGGUCUGCUUCCAGAAGCUUUCAGCUCCAUUCAGUAUCGAGGAACUCGGACUUACAACCCUCCCACAGACUUCAGUGGUUUGUUACGCAGCUUGGAGCAACAGCUGGACAACAACACCACUCGCUCGCCGCGCUCUGCCGGUGUCAUCUACAAGGCUCUGCAGGCCCUGAGUGAGCGAUUCAGUGGAGAUAUUCAGGAUGAGCACUUUACCAGUAACUCCUUCUUUCCAGAUGAGUACUUCACCUGCUCUUGUAUCUGCCUGAGCUGUGGCUCUGGCUGUAAGAGAAGCAUGAAUCACCUGAAGGAAGGACUUGACCACGAAGCAAAACACCGCUGCCGCUACUCUGCACAGUACGACAAUCGCAUCUACACCUGCAAGGCCUGUUACGAGGUGGGGAAAGAGGUAAUCGUCGUUCCCAAAACGACAGCCUCCUCUGACUCACCGUGGUUUGGCCUUGCCAUCUACGCCUGGUCUGGGUAUGUCAUUGAGUGUCCCAACUGUUCAGUGAUCUACAGAAGCAGACAGUACUGGUAUGGCAACCAGGAUCCAGUAGAAACAGUGGUCAGAACUGAGAUUCAGCACAUCUGGCCCGGGUCGGAUGGCUUUCUUAAAGACAACCACAAUGCUGCUCAGAGGUUGCUGGAUGGAGUGAAAUACAUUUCUCAGUCAGUGUCUGAUCUUAGCGUCAAACCUGCCAAAGCUGUCACCUCAUGGCUCACAGACCAGAUUGCUCCUGCCUACUGGAAACCCAACUCUCUUAUUCUGAAAUGCCAUAAAUGUGCAGAAGAGUUUCAGCCCAAUGACACUAAGCACCACUGCCGUGCGUGUGGUGAAGGUUUCUGUGAUGCCUGCUCUUCCAAAACCAGACCAGUUCCAGAGAGGGGCUGGGGCCUCGCACCAGUCCGGGUCUGUGAUGCAUGUUUCCAAAACAGGGGAAUUCCGACAGAGUUGCUGGAUGCUGCCUUGGAAGACGAAGGAGGAACACUGCUAGCCAGGAAAGUUGGAGAAGCUGUUCAGAGCACGUUUGGUGCUGUAGUCGGUGCUAUUGAUAUACCGCUGGGCCUGGUGAAAGAUGCAGCUCGUCCAGCGUACUGGGUCCCAGACCAGGAAAUUAACUCCUGCUGUGAAUGUCAGAGGGAGUUCAACCCGCGCCUCUCCAUCCACCACUGUCGUGCCUGCGGCCAGGGCGUUUGUGAUGACUGCUCCCAGGAUCGGCGUUCCGUGCCCUCCCGUGGCUGGGAUCAUCCAGUGAGGGUCUGUAACAGUUGCAAACAGAAACCAGGGGAUCUCUAGCAGUAUUCACAGUAAAAAACAGUUAAGGAGGCCCACUUCUAUGACAACUGGAAUUAUCAUUGUAACAUUUAGAGGCUUUUCCAGGCUGCUGCCUGUCUUUUUUCAGGUUGGACUUGGUUUUUUUUAUGCUGUCCUGGUUGUCUUUUAGUCUCUCAAUACUUCGUUUUACAACAACGCACUAAACAAUGCCUAUUUUGGACACUGUGAAAACGCCAGUAAGAGGGACACUUAAAUAUAUACAGAUAUGAAUAUACAGCAGAGAGAUUAAGAAAGGGAGGAAUAUUACACACCAUAUACUAACUCACGUUUCAAUUCAGGUAAAUAUCUGUGUCCCUUUAGACCCUUUUACAUUAAUAGUGAGUAAUAGUGAUGUAUAUGAUAAAAACCCUUUACUCCUAACAACUUUUAAUGUGUGAUAUGAUAUGCUAUUAACUGUAGCACCGUUGUGGACUGGGCAUACACUUUAUGAAACCUAUGAACUUAAGUACAACGUUCCUGCAGAAGCUGACGUCACAGUUGCAGCUAAAAGAAAUAAGGGAACAAGUCAAAUUGUAUUGUAGUUGUCCUGACUCCAGCCCUAUUAGCUUUAGCCUUAAUAGCAAUCCUUUACAAACCAGAGUCCUUCAUGUGAUGUAGAAUCUAAAGGCAUUCCGCCAUAUGUACUUAGUAACCAUAACUGAUGUAAUCACUUUGGAUGUGGUGGCUGUUACAUUUAAAUGGACAAAUGCCAUAAUGAGUGACUGGUUAAAUAUAUUUUACAGAGAAAAGGAAAGGUUUACACGGCAAUAUUUUUUAAAAUGCUUUCAAACGCUGUGUUUCUUUCUUUUAAAAAUAUCUCAUUAUAUUGAUUGUAGUUAAAUAAUAUGCAAACCACACAGAGGUUCACGGUUAACAUGAUGCUUAGGAAAAGAAAAUGCACUUCCAUUAAUCCUUUGAGGCUGGCCCCUCAAAUCCAAAAAUAUUAAUAAUUACUAAAAAAACGAUAAGCUUUUAUUCUGUUGCAGCACACUUUCAAAACAGUUGAUAAAACUAUGAAAAACAUCUGUAAUUUGGUUAUGAACAUAAUGUGACAUAAUCUAAUCAGUAUAAAAGAAAUGCAUAAACAAAACCUACAACACUCCAGUAGGUGGGAAUGUGCUAAGUUUACCCAUUAGUCACAUCCCUUUCUCUACACUUACACAACAAUAAUAAUAAGUUUAAAUUUAACAGGUCUGGAUGCUGUUGUUUAAUUGUCCACUUUAUAAUGUGAGAUGAUAAGAUUUAAGACAUUUUACAUAGUGCACCCCGUAACAGAACUGUCACCGUAUUAAUCUAAUGAAAUAUGAAGUGGUUUCAAUCUACCCAAAGGGUUACUUACCGAGUGGGAAAUCUGGGCCUGCUUAGUUGAUACAGAUAUACUCAGGAAUUGACGAGACACAGGGAGAUCUUCAACAGCCAAAUCUCUUUGUUUUAGUUUAAAUAGCCAUCUGCUGCCACCUAAUGGUGGAAUAUUAGUUACUCUUCCUGUUACUGUGGCACAGACAAAGACAAAUUAUUUAAAUACGUCGUCAGAACAAUUAAAUGAAAUGGAAUGUAUUUUACAGAACAACAAUGUGGUUGGGUCAAGCACAUUAAUUAGGAGUUUCUGCGAUUUUGCAAUACUUACUCCAAUACUCCUGAAAAUGGCCACACCAAUAACCUCUUUGUUGCUUUAGCUUUUCAACUAUCCUGUUUUAAGAACAGUAUCUUUAAAUUGACAGAUGAUUCUUUAGUGAAAUUCUGUUCAGUAGUGAGCCACACCUAGACUUUGUUCAAACUAUUUUUGAGUGCCGCUUUAACAUGGUUUAAAAAUUAUAGGAAAAAAAAACAAAUAUAUUUACGGCUGGAUUACCUACAUAUUUCUUUCUUCAUUGGAAGUAACUUUUCUGAAAGCAAAGCUACUAAGCUUCAUUCAAGUGUUUUGAUUGAUUUAAUGGUAAAAGGAAGUUUUGUUUUUUUGUUAACUAAGAUAUUGGCUUAAAAUAAUGUGAUAAUACAAUCAGGUCUUGCUCACAUUGUUCUUUAAAUCAGCUCCAACUCACUUUAUUAAUUUCUAAUUUUUAAACAUAUUGAGUGGAUAUUGCAUUCAUGCACUGUGUCUAAUGACUCAACAGUAAAAAAAAAAUAUAAACAUUCUAUUCAAAUUGUGAUCAGAGACACUCUGGGAUAAAUAGUCAAUUAUGUCUUAAGCAGGUACACUUCAAAUGUAAUCAUAUGCAAUAUGUUAUGGUAGCAACUAUAUGCAAUGCACAGCACUUCCAUUUUGUUUAAAAUAAAACAAAUAAAAAAGUCCCAUGAGAAUUCAA
Cynoglossus semilaevis (tongue sole) is the source of this 5323-nucleotide messenger RNA. It is a transcript of the gene zfyve1, whose product is annotated as zinc finger, FYVE domain containing 1. Gene Ontology annotation, biological process: lipid droplet formation. Gene Ontology annotation, molecular function: zinc ion binding; phosphatidylinositol-3-phosphate binding; 1-phosphatidylinositol binding. The transcript is spliced from 12 exons. NCBI's taxonomy places the organism in Eukaryota, Metazoa, Chordata, Actinopteri, Pleuronectiformes, Cynoglossidae. Bases 657 to 2999 code for a protein of 780 amino acids. Gene Ontology annotation, cellular component: lipid droplet. The record is from RefSeq and is a predicted model, not a curated record.